UCGCUUCCAGAAGCUCGCUCAAAAAUUUUGGCUGCACCAGAAUUUAUCACGCCUUUAGUGUAUAUACGUAAUUUGAAGUUUUAAAAUCGGUGGCGCAAUUGAAUUCUCAGCUGUAAACAUGGAUAGAUGGUUCGCACCUGCUCUUAGUGGUAUGGAUACAGAGUUUUCUGACUGUCGCAUUUUAGUAGGAUCCAAAAUAUUCAAGUGUCACAAGCUAAUUCUGGCAUGUGCCUCAGAUGUCUUUAAGCGCAUGAUGUUGAUUGAGUGCAAGGAAUCAAUUUCUGGUGACAUAUUCUUAGACGAUGUAACGCCAGAGACUUUUGAAAUAUUUCGUCAAUAUAUUUACUCCUACAACACCGUCAAACUGAAUGAACAUGACAAUGCAACGUUAAUGGAUCUAUACCUAUUCGGUAACAAAUUUCUUGUACCUUCAAUAAGCAACGAUUGUUUGAAGUUGUUGAUCGAUCGUACCCGUGCCAUGAAAGACGAAGAACUUGUUGAGAUUUUUGAAUUCGCUUUCAACCUCGACGACAAGACUCUUUUUCAAACAGUUACUACCUGUUUAAAUCGCUCAAAUCAGAAGAUAAAUAACCGAGUUUUUCUACUAGGCUCUGAUAUUUUCAAGGAAUAUAUGGCCACCGUAGCUAAGAAUGAACGGGUAUUGUCAAAGUUUCGAGCAAUUGAAAAAUACCUGGAAAUCAAUGGUUUUCUAGAUUAUAUUAACUUAAAAGAAGAGCCACAUGAUGCCAACAAUAAAACAAAUCUUAAUGAUAAAAAUGCGACAGAGGAUUGUCACAAAAUUGUAUUAAAACAAUCAAAUCCUAUGGAUAAUGACUCAAAUGAGGAUGCUUCUCAAAAGGAAAACAAAUCAGAUUUUAAUGAAGCGAAUGUGGAAAACGAGAAUAAAAUGUUAAAAAACAAGAUCGACCCAAAGCCAAAAGCAGAAUUCAUCAAAUCUUUACUAGAAUCUAUAGAUUACUCAAAAAUGACUGGGUAUGACUUUUAUCAAGGUCCUGGAAAAUCCAGUUUAUUUACAUAUCAGUUUAAAUUUGAAACUCUUAACAAUAUAUUUAAAAAAUCAAAUUCAGAAUACGUAAGAGGAUGCCGAAAUGGUUAUUAA
Molecule: messenger RNA, 1120 nt
Organism: Drosophila arizonae
Lineage: Eukaryota; Metazoa; Arthropoda; Insecta; Diptera; Drosophilidae
Molecular function (GO): protein binding
Source: RefSeq, a predicted model, not a curated record